Naegleria gruberi is the source of this 393-nucleotide messenger RNA. RefSeq lists its product as uncharacterized. Gene Ontology annotation, molecular function: U6 snRNA binding. The transcript has a single exon. Gene Ontology annotation, biological process: P-body assembly; spliceosomal snRNP assembly; nuclear-transcribed mRNA catabolic process. The coding region runs from base 1 to 393 and encodes 130 amino acids. Lineage: Eukaryota; Heterolobosea; Eutetramitea; Acrasida; Naegleriidae. Gene Ontology annotation, cellular component: U6 snRNP; P-body; spliceosomal tri-snRNP complex. The record is from RefSeq and is a predicted model, not a curated record.
AUGUUGGUUGAAUUAAAAAAUGGUGAAACAUUUAAUGGCACUCUUACAAAUUGCGACCAAUUUAUGAAUAUGAAUUUAGAAGAUGUUACUUGCACUAGUCGUGAUGGUACUAGGUUUUGGAAAAUGGACAAAGUUUACAUUAGAGGAUACACAUUAAAAUACAUUCGAAUUUUGGAUGAAAUUAUAAACAAAGUUAAAGAAGAACAAAAGAAGAGCAGAAGUAAACCACAACAACAAGGAAAUUCUAAUAAUAAUAGCAAUACUAAUAAUUCAAAUACAUCAUCACAAAGAUCACGUAGUAAUAGUUCAGGUAGAGGAUCGGGGAUGAGAGGAACUAAUGAUAAUAGAUCAUCUUCGGGAAGAGGUAAGAUUAGUUUUUCUUUUUUGUAUUGA